AUGACACAGCCUACAAACCCUGUUCAGGUGUCAUUGCCUGAAAGCUGUUUGAUCAGCCUCUCUAACGAAGCGAAGGAGGCUCCUUGCAACGAGGCAGCGGUUCUCGCUGUGGAGUUUUCUGUCAUUGCGAACAAGGCGGCUCUCGGGUCGCUACAAGCCUUCUGUACGUUUCUAGGGAAAGUCCAUGAGACCGGUGCCUUCUCUUCGUGGCCCUCAGGGGAGAAAAGGGGUGAAAAGGGAGCGGGCGUAUGCCCCAUCCCUUGUGAGAGCUUGACAAAGGAAGGCGAAAUGCAGCCUUCAGAAGAAUGCUGCCAACAAGCUGCAAUUAACUUUGAACUUAAUCUCACACCCUUCAGCUUUCCCGCCGCAUUUUGCGAGCAGUUCAUUAGGGAGACAAUAACGUUUACAGUUGUAAAAACUCAGGACGCGAGUCAAGACGGACCCCAGAGGAAAGACGUUCAGAGCAAAGCUUCCGUGAAGUCUGAUGGGAGAGAGAAAGGAGGGAAGAAGACUGGCCCUCCUCGAUCUGCCAUUCCACCGGGGGAAUCGAGAGUAGCGGAUAUGCCGGUUGGUGCAUUGCUACUCCUUAAAGACGGGGAACGCAUGCAGCCACCGGAAGGAGUCCAAGAAAGUCUCGCGGCAAUUCCAGGCGUUCUUUCGCUGCGCAUUGAAGUGAAAGCGGUCACAUCUCUGCUUUCCCCUGAGCUGCGGCAUCUUCUCAAUCCUGUUUGGUUUCUCAUUAGAGAUGCACGCUAUCUUCCGUCUACCUCUCAGUUGUUCCACAAGGGACGAUCCAGUGAUGCAGGUGAAGGCACAACAGAAAACCCUUCAACGGCAGCGGCAGCAGCAGCCACAGCAGGGAUGGCAGCACCCGCUGCCGUAGCUGCGGUUGCUUCUGCUGCACUGGCAUCGGAAACUAAAGCUCCGCUUUCCGAUAUUCAUUCCCGAGAGUCUUCCAGCGAUGCAAAGUCCUCCACGGAAGCGCCUGUUGAGUACUUCGCUCGUGCCCAACUGUUCCGAAAGGUCCUAGAGACAGACCCGAGAAGACCAACAAGAGUUCUGGGAGCAAACACAGUAAGAUGGGAUGCCGGAUUCCUCUGUUUUUGGGGGCCGUCUGUGGAGAAUCAGAACGAACUAAGAGACUUCAUUGAAGAGCGCCGACUAGAAGUACAACUUCUUAACACAUACGAUCUAUCAGCAAUGGACCAGUCAAACCUGUACCCAGACGUAAGUGCUGGACAAUGCAAAAGCAAGGCGGUGGGGAGGCCCUUGCUGAAGCAGCCUAAAGCUGCGAAUGGAACUCCUUCGAAAGUGCGACGGGCAACAACAAAGGCACAGCGCUCUCCAGGGGGCAAUCCAGAAGCUCCUUCAAACCAAUUCGUAGCAAACUGUACAAAUGCCUUCACGAUCGGUGCAGAACCAACUCCGUUUCGGCCUCCUCAUGGAGUGGCGUCAUUCUGCCUGAGCGCUUUGGCGAGUUGUGGAGCCACUCAUCUGUCAUACUGCACGGAUGUCCUUCCGGUUGCCGGUUAUGUGGCUAGAAAAGAAGAAGGCAGUGGAACGGUCCAACUCUGCAGAACCACUUAUUCUGAUUUCAUUGCUAGCGGCACGCAAAUUUCCAUAGAGAUCAGACUGGCAGAGCCGUUAUUCCAGCACCUAAACUUCUCGGCCUUACUUGGCCGAGACGUGCUUAACCAGGCAAGGCGCACAUGA
Messenger RNA from Eimeria acervulina, 1713 nucleotides. RefSeq lists its product as hypothetical. Lineage: Eukaryota; Apicomplexa; Conoidasida; Eucoccidiorida; Eimeriidae. The transcript has 2 exons. The record is from RefSeq and is a predicted model, not a curated record. Bases 1 to 1713 code for a protein of 570 amino acids.